This is a messenger RNA of Eurytemora carolleeae, 1429 nucleotides long. RefSeq lists its product as uncharacterized. Lineage: Eukaryota; Metazoa; Arthropoda; Copepoda; Calanoida; Temoridae. The transcript is spliced from 13 exons. The record is from RefSeq and is a predicted model, not a curated record. The coding region runs from base 38 to 1279 and encodes 413 amino acids.
CUUAGUGCCUGGUCUGCUGCCUAGUUAGUCAGCAGCUAUGAGAGGGUUCGUCGUUGCUAUAUUUGCUCUAGGAGCAGUUUUCGCUGCUCCCCAAGAGAGGGACGGGAAAGGAUUUUCCGUGUUCAAUGUUGUAAAAUUUGACAAUGCAGAAUGCACUACAACAGAUAAUAAGGCUGGAACAUGUUACUCUGGAGCUGAGUGUACAGCCAAGGGUGGAGUUGCAUCUGGAAACUGUGCUAGUGGGUUUGGAGUCUGUUGUCUUUUUGCGACCUCAACCUGCGGAGCUUCAUCUAAUGAGAAUAACACCUACUUCAGCCAGCCAUCAACCCUCCCCCUCUCCUGCUCUUUGGAGAUCUGCCCCUGCAACUCCAACAUCAAGCAGAUCAGACUUGACUUCGAGACCUUCACAUUGGAUGGACCUGACACUACCGCUGCACUUCCUGUUCCUGCAGUAGCAGCUGAUGGAGCUGGAGGUGAUACAUUCACAUACACAGACGGUACUCAGGCCUGGACUUCUCACCCUAACACACAUGGACAGUGUAAUUCAGAUUACUUUACUAUUGGAUCUUCAGGGACUUCGCCCCCAGUCAUUUGCGGAGAAAAUGCUGGACAACAUAUGUAUGUUGAGACUGAUGGAGUAAACUGUGUUACAAUGACCUUUAACAUGGCCUCUCCUAUAGCUCAACAAUGGUCUGUUAAGGUUGCUCAGAUAGAAGAAGGAAUGAUCUGGGAGGCUCCAAAAGGUUGUCUGCAGUACUUCACCGGCACCUCGGGCUCCUUCUCCUCUUUCAACCUGGCGAACAACGUGCAUCUCGCCAACCAGGACUAUAAUAUUUGCAUGAGACGUGAGGCUGGGUAUUGUUCCAUUUCCUACCUGGCUACUACAUUCCAAGUUUCUGCAGUUGAUUUCAAGAAUAACUUUGGGUCUGGUACUGGCAAAUGUAACAGCAUCAAUCUCUUCCCAGGCGAUCCAGCCGCACCUUCGGAACAACUUCAGCUUGGAAAUGACUGGAUAGCUAUCCUUGAAGGAGAAGAUACUGUUGGAGUUGAUACAUAUGACAGAUUCUGUGGACAGCAGUUGCACGCAAAUGACCAGGAUGCCGUCCCUACCUCUGUUACAAGUUCCAGUAUACCAUUCCGAGUUGGAGUAUUCUUUGAUGAUAGUGAGGCCGCUGGCACCAAGGCUGAACUAGGAGCUGAUGACACCAGUGCUAUUGGAGAUGCUGAUCGUGGAGAUGUUGGAUUCGAUAUUGGAUACACGCAGAACUUGUGCGCGUAAGAUCUGGUUUCUCCAGAUUGCAGUUGGACCUCUGAUUCAGUAUAAAACCCUGAAAUUUAGUGUGUUUGCAUCAUGUGUUAAGUAUUUUCUAUGAAAAAAUGCUGUAAAUUUAUAAUGAAAUUUUGAUUAAAUAAAGUAUUUGAACCCUUU